Fragaria vesca subsp. vesca is the source of this 2436-nucleotide messenger RNA. Its product is annotated as pentatricopeptide repeat-containing protein At5g27110-like. Gene Ontology annotation, biological process: RNA modification; protein insertion into mitochondrial inner membrane; protein import into mitochondrial matrix. Gene Ontology annotation, cellular component: TIM23 mitochondrial import inner membrane translocase complex. The transcript has a single exon. The coding region runs from base 1 to 2112 and encodes 703 amino acids. Gene Ontology annotation, molecular function: RNA binding; protein binding. The record is from RefSeq and is a predicted model, not a curated record. NCBI's taxonomy places the organism in Eukaryota, Viridiplantae, Streptophyta, Magnoliopsida, Rosales, Rosaceae.
AUGGAGUCCGCGAAACUAGUAUCCCUCUUAAGAACAUGCAUCACUUGCAAGUCUGUGACAGCAGCCAAGCUCAUCCACCAGAAGAUACUCACCCAAGGCCUCCAAAACAACACCCUCCUCUCCAAAACCCUCAUCGACUUGUACUUCUCUUGCCACUUAUACCCUGCUGCAAAGCUUGUUUUCCACUCCAUCCCAAACCCAUCCACCAUUUCCCUCUGGAAUUCUCUCAUGACGGCCUACACCAACCACCAUAUGUUCAUUGACGCUCUUGAGCUCUAUGACAAGUUACUGCGCUGCCCCUAUCUGGGUCCCGAUAGUUACACCUACCCAAGUGUUCUCAAGGCCUGUGCUGCAUUGGGUAGAGUCGGUAUUGGAAGGAUGAUCCAUAACCAUUUGGUGAAGACUGGUUUCGUAUCGGAUAUCGUUGUGGCCAGCUCGCUUGUGGGAAUGUACGCGAAAUGCAGUGUGUUUGGUUGUGCAAUCCAGCUGUUUGAUGAAAUGCCUCAAAGAGAUGUGGCGUGUUGGAAUGCUGUCAUUUCUUGUUAUUAUCAAGAUGGGCAAACUGACAAGGCAAUGGAGAUGUAUGACAAGAUGACGACUUCCGGGUUUGAGCCUAAUGUAGUAACGAUUACCACUGUAAUUUCAUCAUGUGCAAGACUUCUGGAUUUGGAGAGGGGCAGGGAGAUUCAUAAGGCGUUGAUUCAAAAUCGAGUCGAUUUGGAUUGCUUUGCUAGUUCUGCUCUGGUGGACAUGUAUGGGAAAUGUGGAUGUUUAGAUAUGGCAAAAGAGGUCUUCGAACAAGUCCCCAGAAAGAAUGUCAUUGCUUGGAAUUCUAUGAUUGCAGCCUAUAGUGUAACAGGUGACAGUAAAUCUUGUGUUGGUCUUUUAAGAAGGAUGAUAGAUGAAGGAACUAGUCCUUCUUUGAUUACUUUUAGCAGCAUUUUGUUGGCUUGUUCAAGAUCGCUCCAACUUCAACACGGAAAAUUCAUGCAUGGAUAUAUGAUAAGGAACUGCGUAGAGGCUGAUAUCUAUAUUUACAGCUUGCUUAUUGAUCUCUACUUCGAGUGUGGAAGUAUCUCGUCUGCUGAAAAUGUAUUUGAAAAGAUGCCCAAGACAAAUGUGGUUUCUUGGAAUGUUAUGAUUUCUGGAUUUGUGAAAGCGGGCAAUUAUUUCGGGGCUUUAGGUAUAUAUGAUGAGAUGAUAGAAGCUGGUGUAAGGCCAAACGACAUCACAGUAACUAGUAUCUUAUCGGCUUGUUCACAGCUAACAGCACUGGAAAAGGGUAAGGAGAUUCACAGAACUCUUGUUGAUAGUGAGUUGGAAACCAAUGAAAUAGUCAUGGGGUCUCUCCUUGACAUGUAUGCUAAAUGUGGUGCCGUGGAUGAAGCACUUAAUGUUUUCAAUAAGUUACCUAGUAGAGAUCUUGUGUCAUGGACCUCUAUGAUCGCGGCUUAUGGGUCUCAUGGUCAGGCUAAAGAGGCUUUAAAGCUUUUCGAUGAAAUGCAACAGUCCAAUGCAAAACCAGAUGGAGUUACUCUUCUUGCAGUGCUAUCCGCUUGUAGCCACGUUGGACUUGUCGAUGAAGGUUGGCAUUAUUUCAAUCAAAUGAUCAGUAAAUAUGGGAUUGAACCGAGAAUAGAACAUUACUCUUGCUUAAUAGAUCUUCUUGGACGUGCUGGUAGGUUGAACGAAGCUUACCAAAUCAUCCAAAGAACUCCACAAAUUAGGGAGGAUGUUCAGUUGUUAAGUACACUAUUGUCUGCAUGUCUUUUGUAUAGAGAUCAUGAUUUGGGUCUAAAUAUUGCAAGAUUGCUAGUUGAGAAGAAUCCUGAUGAUCAUUCAACAUACAUUAUGUUAUCACAUAGUCUUGCUUCUGGAAACAAAUGGAAUGAGAUGCGGAAGGUUAGACUAAAGAUGAAAGAACUGGGAUUAAGGAAAAAUCCUGGGUGUAGCUGGAUCGAGGUUAACAGGAGGAUCCAGUAUUUCUUUGUUCAAGACAAGUCCCACCCAGAAUCUGAAAUGGUCUAUCAGUGUCUCAAACUUCUCAAGACUCAUAUGGAUGGAGAUGAGUUAGUUUCACACUGGGGAUCAGCAAUAAUCCAUACUAUUUAGAAGCAUUUACUUGAAUUUGAGCUCAGGGUAGGAUUUGGAGAUUACGAAUCAGUAGAUGGCAGUGGUUAGUUAUGAGAAUUGAUGUGAAUUGGGGUGGAGUGUAGCAAUUAGAUGCAUCUUGGCCUUUCGGGUUUUGUGAGGAGAAGAAAUGUCGCAAACGGAUAGGAUGGUUUCUGAUCUUAGCAGGACCACCUUGUGGAAAGACGCAUUGAGCAGGUAUUAUAUACUAUGACCAAGUUUCGGUUUUUUCUGGAUUUAGAUUCUUUAAAGUGUUGUUUAAUGAAUUUAGCUUCAAGUUUAUAUGCUUAGGUUAUAGUGAUUUCU